GGCUCUUAGGUGGUGUCGCGCGCCGAACAGUUCGCGCGGGAGCGGGACGUCAGGGCGCUGGGUCCGCAGGUCGGUAGGAUCCGGAGCUGCUGCGGGGCGGCGGGGAAGCCAGGAUGGCGACUUCGAACCGGAAGACCUCGACCCCAACCCCCCUGGCCUCCAAGAGAGCUCACCCGAGAGAUCCCUCGGCGGAGGUCCCGAGCAAAAGUAGUAAGAGUUCGGCGCCGCCCCUGCCGUUACCGUCGUCCGGACCUUUUGUGGAAGGGUCUAUCGUCCGCAUCGCGAUGGAGAACUUCCUAACAUACGAUAUCUGUGAAGUAUGCCCUGGACCCCAUUUGAAUAUGAUUAUUGGAGCUAAUGGGACUGGGAAGUCCAGCAUUGUGUGUGCCAUUUGCCUUGGAUUAGCUGGCAAACCUGCUUUCAUGGGACGGGCGGAUAAGGUUGGCUUUUUUGUGAAGAGAGGAUGUUCCAAAGGCAUGGUUGAAAUUGAAUUGUUCAGGACUUCUGGAAAUCUUAUAAUUACCCGUGAGAUUGAUGUGGCAAAAAAUCAGUCCUUUUGGUACAUCAACAAAAAAUCAACUACCCAGAAAACAGUAGAAGAAAAAGUUGCAGCCUUAAACAUUCAAGUGGGAAAUCUUUGCCAGUUUCUACCUCAGGAUAAAGUUGGAGAAUUUGCUAAACUCAGUAAAAUUGAACUACUUGAAGCUACUGAGAAAUCAAUUGGUCCUCCAGAAAUGCACAGAUACCACUGUGAGCUCAAAAACUUCAGGGAAAAAGAAAAACAACUAGAGACCUCAUGCAAAGAAAAAACUGAGUACCUAGAGAAAAUGAUUCAAAGAAAUGAAAGAUAUAAACAAGAUGUGGAGAGGUUCUAUGAACGUAAGCGACACUUAGAUUUGAUUGAGAUGCUUGAAGCAAAAAGGCCAUGGGUGGAAUAUGAAAAUGUUCGUCAGGAAUAUGAAGAAGUAAAGCUAGCUCGUGACCGAGUGAAGGAUGAAGUCAGAAGACUUAAAGAUGGGCAGAUUCCUAUGACAAGUCGAAUUCAAGAAAUUGAAAACCAGCGUCACACUUUGGAGGCUCGAAUCAAAGCAAAGGCAACAGAUAUUAAGGAGACAUCUCAAAAAUGCAAACAAAAACAAGAUGUUAUAGAAAAGAAAGAUAAACAUAUUGAGGAACUUCAGCAGGCUUUAACAGUAAAACAGAAUGAAGAGCAUGACCGACAGAGGAGAAUAAGUAACACCCGCAAAAUGAUAGAAGAUUUGCAAAAUGAACUGAGGACCACAGAAAACUGUGUGAAUCUUCAACCCCAGAUUGAUGCCAUUACAAAUGACCUGAGACGGAUUCAAGAUGAAAAGGCUUUGUGUGAAAGUGAGAUAAUUGAUAAGCAUAAAGAGAGGGAAACUCUAGAGAAGGAGAAAAAGAGUGUGAAUGAUCAAAUUACACAAUUUGACAAUCUCAUGAAUCAAAAGGAAGAUAAGCUGAGACAGAGAUAUCGUGACACAUAUGAUGCUGUUUUAUGGCUGAGAAAUAACAGAGACAGAUUUAAGCAAAGAGUCUAUGAGCCCAUAAUGCUCAUGAUCAUCUUGGAGUGCUACAUAUACUUCCUCUGUCUGCCUGUCUCUUACUACUGUGACUGUGAAGAUGUGGCUUUGGAGAACUUUACCAAACACGUUCUUCACCAAUUUUAUGAGAAGGAACACGCUAUGAAACUGAUAAAGCUGCAGAACCAACAAGGUGGCCAAAUCUUCCUGCAGGAUGUCAGGAAACCAGACCAGGAAUGCAGUGGUAUCAAUAUGAAAGAUCAUAAAAAUGCCAAAUAUAUCGAAAAUCAUAUUCCACCAAAUGACUUGAGAGCCUUUGUGUUUGAGAGUCAAGAAGAUAUGGAGGUUUUCCUCAAAGAGGUUCGUGAUAAUAAAAAAUUAAGAGUAAAUGCUGUUAUUGCUCCUAGGAGUUCAUAUGCAGACAGAGCACCUUCAAGGCCUUUAAGUGAACUCAAACAGUACGGGUUCUUCUCUUACCUGCGGGAGCUGUUUGAUGCGCCUGCUCCUGUCAUGAGCUACCUGUGCAGCCAGUAUCAUAUUCAUGAAGUUCCCGUAGGAACCGAAAGGACCAGAGAAAGAAUUGAACGGGUAAUACAAGAAACCCGACUGAGACAAAUGUACACAGCAGAAGAAAAGUAUGUGGUGAAAACUUCCUUUUAUUCAAAUAAAGUUAUUUCUAGUAACACAUCCCUAAAAGGAGCCCAGUUUCUCACAGUCACUGUGGAUCUAGAGCAAAGAAGACUCCUAGAAGAACAUCUAAAGGAAAUUCAUAGAAAAUUGCAAGCAGUGGAAUCAGCAUUGAUUGCCUUGCGUGAAACAAACAAACAUCUAGAACACAGAGAUAAUGAACUUAGACAAAAGAAGAAGGAGCUUCUUGAAAGAAAAACCAAGAAAAGACAAUUGGAACAAAAAAUUAGUUCCAAACUAGGAAGUUUAAAGCUGAUGGAACAGGAUACUUGCAACCUUGAAGAGGAAGAGCGAAAAGCAAGUACCAAAAUUAAAGAAAUAAAUAUUCAAAAAGCAAAGCUUGUUACCGAAUUAACAAACCUAAUAAAGAUUUGUACUUCUUUGCAUAUACAAAAAGUAGAUUUAAUUCUUCAAAAUACUACAGUGAUCUCUGAGAAGAACAAAUUAGAAUCAGAUUAUAUGGCUGCGUCAUCACAACUACGUCUCAAAGAGCAACAUUUCAUUGAGUUGGAUGAAAACAGACAGAGAUUAUUGCAGAAGUGCAAGGAACUUAUGAGGAGAGCUAGGCAAGUAUGUAACCUGGGUGCAGAGCAGACCAUUCCUCAGGAAUACCAGACACAAGUACCCACCAUUCCAAAUGGACACAACUCCUCACCCCCCAUGGCUUUCCAGGAUCUUCCAAACACAUUGGAUGAGAUCGAUGCUUUAUUAACUGAGGAAAGAUCAAGAGCUUCUUGCUUCACUGGAUUGAAUCCUACGGUUGUUGCAGAAUAUACAAAAAGAGAAGAAGAAAUAGAACAAUUAACUGAGGAACUAAAGAUAAAGAAAGUUGAGCUGGAUAAGUAUAGGGAAAGCAUUUCACAGGUGAAAGAGAGAUGGCUUAAUCCUUUAAAAGAGCUGGUAGAAAAAAUUAAUGAAAAAUUCAGCAAUUUUUUUAGUUCCAUGCAGUGUGCUGGUGAAGUUGAUCUCCACACAGAAAAUGAGGAAGACUAUGAUAAAUACGGAAUUCGAAUUAGAGUCAAAUUCCGCAGUAGUACCCAACUGCAUGAAUUGACGCCUCAUCAUCAGAGUGGAGGUGAAAGAAGUGUUUCUACCAUGUUAUACCUCAUGGCACUUCAGGAACUUAAUAGAUGUCCAUUCCGAGUAGUUGAUGAAAUCAAUCAGGGAAUGGACCCUAUCAAUGAACGCAGAGUUUUUGAAAUGGUUGUAAAUACUGCCUGUAAAGAGAAUACUUCUCAGUACUUCUUUAUUACGCCAAAGCUCCUACAAAAUCUCCCUUAUUCUGAAAAGAUGACGGUAUUGUUCGUCUACAAUGGUCCUCAUAUGCUGGAACCAAACAGAUGGAACUUAAAGGCUUUCCAAAGACGGCGGCGCCGUAUUACGUUCACUCAGCCUUCUCAGUAAAAGUAAAAGAGAACUUUGGAUUUUUGUUAUAUUCUCUUUACAGCUCAUCUGAAUAAAAGGAGAUUCAUUAAGGCUAAAAGACCAGUUGUUUUUAAACCUGCUGUUAAGGUACAAAUGGGUUGAUGAACAGACACUGUAAUAACUUUUUUCUGUGGAAUAUCAUCUUCUGGUAGUAAAAGUUAAGUCUUUUUCAGUCUUUGUUGACUGCAGUCCUUAGCACUCUGACCAGCCACUGGGUUUCCCAAGUUGAAAGGCACUAUUUCAAAUCAGAGUCACAGUGGAAGGUGUUGCCAGUCACCAGUCUAGUUGACAUGGUAACCCUGAGCUUUAAUUGCAGGGUAAAUUUAAUUAUUUUACAGUCUGAAGAAGACUCUAGAACUUAAGUCAUAGUUUUCUCCCAGUGUUAUACUUAAUUUUUAAAAAUUAUUAUGGAAAAGUCUAGUCUUAUGUACAGUAAUAAUUUAUGACAAAUCUGUUGUUUCUUCCCGUUAAAAAAGAUUUCCUUAUCACCACUAGGAAAUGGAAUUUUAUGAGCCUUUUUAAAAAGUUUUAUGAAAUUCAAUACUGUAAUUGUAUUGGUAUCUCAAAGGACAGAUGCACUGGAGCUCCAGAGUGGUCGUGGGACUGUUUGAAAUGCCACAGGUGGCCACUAGAUGAUGCACAGGUGACCGAAAGAUUGACAGAAAAUAAAAUCACGUGACAGGGUUUUUAAGGAAUGACUCUGUAAAGUGUGGGGUUUUUUUAAUUUAAAGUCAAUUGUAUUUUACAUCUUAAAUUUCUAAAAGCAUUUUUAUAAUUAUUUUAGUAAGAUUUUUCUUAAGAUUUCAUAUACUAAUUUCUACAAUUUAUAUUUUAGAAUUUCUCAGUGUUAUGUAAAGAGUGAGGGAAAGCAUUGAUUUGUGUCAAACCGUAAUGUUUCUAGAACUUAAGCUUAGAGGUUUUUCCUUACAGUGUUGCUCCUACCCCAUUUCUUAGGAAAUCUAAUUUAAACUGGUUCUUUCAGCAUGAAAGAAUGAGAUGACAAAAUUAUUUGCCUGAGUUAUACCAAUUAACAAGUGCCAAACAAGUUCUAUUCUUUUUAAAAAAUAAACUUUUAAGAUAAUGGAUGAGUACAAGGACAUGUGUUUGAACUGUGGAUUGGAUUUGUACCAGUAAUAACAAAAUUAUUUUUUUUUUACUUGGUAGCCUGAAUAAAUAGAAAAAUUGCAUUCAGUUUGGGUUUUGUAUGUUCUUAAAUAGCCACUGAAAUUUAUAUUCUUAUUAUGUCAAAAAUAAUGAACCAUAGUUUAUGUCUUCUCCCCGGACAUUUUCUCUUUAAAACAUAUUUUUUCUUUGUAAAAAUUUUAAAAACCUUCUCCUCUUAAACUAAGUCUAAUGCAUGUACUAUGAAAAUAUUUUUAAAUAACAUUUUUACUAGUAUGAACAUACAAACAUUGAAAAACUUGGUAAGUUGAUAUUGUUACCAGAAGUGUUUGUUGUCUAAUACUUUGUUUUCUGCCAAAAUAUCUCCACUAACAUGUGCUUGGUAUAGUUUGUUUAUUGUCUAAGUUAGUGCCAAUCAUCUCAUUCCUGCAAAAUGGGUAUCAGUGUGAAACAGAAGGUUGAAGGUGUUUGAAAAUAAAAUGCAGUGGUCAAUUUUAUUUCACUUUACAUAGGCCAACAAUUAUUCCAUACCUUGUGUGUUAGCAUUUCUAUUUCUGUACUGGAAAAGGUUAAUAUUUAGUUUUAUAUUGAAUUUGAGCUGUGAAGGAUAAAUUAUACAUCAUUUCAACACAUUAAAAGAAUAGUAAGUCUGGUACAUUAGUCUCUGCCACUUAAAACUUCAUAUAUUUUAUGCAAAAGUUGAUUUUGAAUUUCAUUCAAAUUAUAAAAACUUUAAGUAAAAGUCUGAUUUGAUGAGCAAAAUAUUUAAAACCUUAAGGUAACAAGCAUUUUCACUGACAGAAACCUUCAUUGAUUUGCUUAAGGGAGAGAGUCACUAUUGAAAGGUUUUCCAUAUUCCAAGUAAGAGAAAAGAUUUCUUUCUACUCGUCUUUCGAACAUGUGCUUAUUUCUUUGGAAUUUGAGUCUUUAGUAUGUAGGAAAUGUAAUUUUGUCCUUCUGUUGUUCGUGUCUGUGUGUGUGUGUAAUUGAAAAACUGGGAAAAUACUACCUUGAUGAUAAUAAAUGCAACUUUUCAUA
Artibeus jamaicensis (Jamaican fruit-eating bat) is the source of this 5813-nucleotide messenger RNA. It is a transcript of the gene SMC5, whose product is annotated as structural maintenance of chromosomes 5. NCBI's taxonomy places the organism in Eukaryota, Metazoa, Chordata, Mammalia, Chiroptera, Phyllostomidae. Gene Ontology annotation, cellular component: Smc5-Smc6 complex. The coding region runs from base 114 to 3632 and encodes 1172 amino acids. The record is from RefSeq and is a predicted model, not a curated record. Gene Ontology annotation, molecular function: ATP hydrolysis activity; ATP binding. Gene Ontology annotation, biological process: double-strand break repair via homologous recombination. The transcript has 26 exons.